Pieris rapae (cabbage white) is the source of this 3084-nucleotide messenger RNA. Its product is annotated as acetyl-coenzyme A transporter 1. The record is from RefSeq and is a predicted model, not a curated record. The coding region runs from base 430 to 1977 and encodes 515 amino acids. The transcript has 8 exons. Gene Ontology annotation, cellular component: membrane. Gene Ontology annotation, molecular function: acetyl-CoA transmembrane transporter activity. Lineage: Eukaryota; Metazoa; Arthropoda; Insecta; Lepidoptera; Pieridae.
UUUAUUUACCUUUUCUUGGUUCAAAGAGUAAGCUAAAGGUCUUUCGACUAUACCGCUUACGUCUUGUAGGUUGUAGUCUGUGCGAGGUUCUAUAUUACUUGACAACUAUUGUGGAAGUGGCCACGAAUUUGAUAGAUCUGUUUGAUAUUUGAAAAAUUCAAAUUGCAACUUGAUUUAUUUUUCAAUUUCCUAUAUCAGAUAAAAGUCAAAUUUCAAUUUACAGGUGUAUCGCUAAAAAUUUUGCCGUGUCGUGUCGUUUUAAUUAUUACGUGGUCUUUUUCAAGUGGUUAAUGUUAAUGGUUGAUCAUAUUAAGUUUAUAGGCUCUUGCUUGGCCUUAAAAAAUAUAUGUUUUUGAAUCUACUUUGGCCAUAAAAAUAUUUUCCUCAAAUCAAGCCAUUGUGAAGAUUAAGGCUCUAUUAGGCUCAAUUAUGUCUCUAACAAAUCGAAAGAAACCUGUUGAGAAGGAGCAAUUAAUUGAAAAUGGUGAAUUAAAUUCUAAUGAGAGAAGUAACAUAAAAGGUGAUGAAUGGAAUAUAGCAGUACUGUUAUUCUUAUAUGCUCUGCAAGGUAUACCACUUGGUUUGGCUGGUGCAGUGCCUAUGUUACUGCAAAAUCGUGGCAUCACAUAUACUCAACAAGCUGAAUUCAGUUUUGUCAAUUGGCCAUUUAGUGUCAAGUUACUAUGGGCUCCAGUUGUGGAUGCACUAUUUCUACCAAAAUUUGGAAGACGGAAAACCUGGCUAGUACCAAUACAAUACCUUAUAGGAAUAGUGAUGAUAAUAAUGUCAUUAAAUAUUACUGAAUGGCUUGGAUCAGAGGAAAAGGCUCCUACUAUGACACUAUUGACAAUGUCUUUCUUAUUUUUAAACUUCUUGGCUGCUACUCAGGAUAUAGCAGUUGAUGGUUGGGCCUUAACUAUGCUUAAACGAUGUAAUGUUGGACAUGCAUCCACUUGCAAUACAGUGGGCCAAACUGCUGGUUUCUUUCUAGGUUAUGUCCUUUUUUUAGCCCUUGAAUCUCCAUACUUUUGCAAUAAAUACAUUAGAUAUGAACCACAGGAGACUGGGCUCGUGACAUUAGCAAGUUUUUUGCUAUUUUGGGGCUGGAUAUUUAUUAUAACAACAACAUUCAUAGCUGUAUUUAAGCAUGAAAAGAAUGAAGAAGUUAAUAUGUCAAGUGAAAGCAAAGGCGUUAAGGAUAUUGUGAAUGCAUAUCAACAGUUAUAUACAAUUGUAAAGUUGCCAGCAGUGAGAACAUUAGCACUUGUUUUGUUUACAGCAAAGCUUGGUUUCUGUGCAAGUGAUGCAGUAUCAGGAUUAAAACUUGUUGAGGCUGGGGUGCCAAGAGAAGACUUGGCACUAUUAGCUGUACCUUUGGUUCCUGUGCAGAUAAUUAUGCCUGUGAUACUAGCCAAACAUACAACUGGUCCCCAACCACUUUCACUAUGGCUUCGGGCAUUCCCUCUUCGGCUCCUUGUGGGACCAAUUGCUGCAGCACUAGUGGCCAUUACCCCAAGCCUUUUGGGAAAUUCUGGGCCAUCUUACUUCUAUCUAUUUAUAUUGAUGUGUCUCUAUGUAUUUCACCAGACUUGCCUCUACUGUAUGUUUGUGGCAGUAAUGGCGUUCUUCGCAAAAGUCUCGGACCCAACAGUUGGCGGCACUUACAUGACUUUGCUCAAUACAGUGUCCAACCUUGGUACCAAUUGGCCCAAUACGUUAGCUCUAUGGGCCGUUGAUAGGUUGACAUAUAAAACAUGUACGGCUGAGAAUUUGAGUGAUAAUACUUGUUCGUCGGAGUUAGAAACUGAGUUAUGCAAGACCAGCGGUGGUGCAUGCAAUGUCCGAAUGGAUGGUUUCUAUAUAGAGACAGCGAUAUGCCUUAUUAUUGGUUUCCUUUGGCUCCAGUGGGGCCGAAGGACGAUACAGCGCUUACAACGGCUGCCUUCAAGCGCUUGGCAGAUUGGACGGCAUAGAUAAGACUGAUUAGUACAAUUCACGCAAACUAGAUGGCGCUGUAACAAAAUGUUCUCGCUGUACAAUAAUACUUGAAAAUAUAACAUGUUUUACCGUUUUAAUCAGCUGGUCAUGUGGCACUAAAUUAUAGAAUUAGUAGCAAUAGUAUUUACAAUAAUUAUCUCAACAAAAAAUGUAUAAGCAACAUGUUCAUAGAAUUUAGCAAUGUCAUCAUUGUUUAAUAUCGAUCUAGUCUUGACUUAACCCAUAAAGUUGUAAAUGUCAAUUGUCAUAUGACCUAAUAUUAGUGACAUUAAAUCGUUACUGAGUUAAAUCUUUACAUCGUUAUUAUCUCAUAACAUGCGUAGAAAGAAAAGCAGUCAUACGAUUGCGAUUUUUUACUUUUUCAUGUUGACAUUAUAAAUGUCAAAAAUCAUGUUUAAGGUAACGUCCAUUCAAGUAUUGCAUAGAUAAUUUAUAGAGUAAGAUCUAAUCUCCUAUUAGUACGAAUUUUAACCUUUAUCGUAAUUUCAUUUCAAAUUUUCCUUACUUAAAUUUACAUUAGUAAAUACAAAUUAAUUUAUAGAAUAGUUAUAAAUUCUUAUAUAUGGGUAUGUAUUUUAAGUUAGACUGUGUGUAUCCAUGGUAAAUUGAAUCGGUUGUGUUGUAUUUAUUUGGAAAUAAGUUUAGAAAAUCAUUCCAUUAGCAUAAUACAUUAUAUCUUGGAUCUUAAAGGCUUCUAUCACGAAAACUAUGAAUAGUUCCAUUCCUAUUAAAGAAAAUUGCAAAAUUAAGGAGGGUACUUGGAUGAUGUACCCGCUAACAUACAAAGUAAACCAUAAAUUAUUUUUACCACUGUUUUACCUUUUAUCCUAACUGGCUUUGACGUCAUUGUUGCAAAUGUAUAUUUCUGUUUAUAUUAAACGGAAAAAGCUCAGUCUCCAUCUAUGUUACCUAUCAACUCUAUCUAUUCAUAUUGUACGACAAUUACUAAAUCUAUUAAAUAGAUUUUUCUACGACAACUUCUAGCUAAUUUAUUCAUAUAGAAUUGUGUAAGUAUUAAGUUGUAUAUAUACUGUAUGUGUAAUAUAUGCAUAUGUAUAACUCCAAAUAAAGUACAUAAUGAAUUGA